Messenger RNA from Urocitellus parryii (Arctic ground squirrel), 988 nucleotides. RefSeq names its product ELL associated factor 2 (gene Eaf2). Gene Ontology annotation, molecular function: transcription elongation factor activity. NCBI's taxonomy places the organism in Eukaryota, Metazoa, Chordata, Mammalia, Rodentia, Sciuridae. Gene Ontology annotation, cellular component: super elongation complex. The record is from RefSeq and is a predicted model, not a curated record. Gene Ontology annotation, biological process: transcription elongation by RNA polymerase II.
GCUGCUUUGGGCUGAGGUGGCAGAUGGUUGUGGAGGCGAAGUCGGAGCCAGUGGGAAAGGAUGAAUGGACCAGCGGGACUCUCGCGCAUUGACCGUCACGAGCGAGUUCUCAAGUUAGGCGAGAGUUUCGAGAAGCACCCACGCUGCGCCUUCCACACUAUACGCUAUGAUUUCAAACCUGCUUCUAUUGACACUUCUUGUGAAGGAGACCUUGAAGUUGGCAAAGGUGAACAGGUGACAAUAACUCUGCCAAAUAUAGAAGGUUCAACUACACCAGUAACUGUUUUCAAAGGUUCAAAGAAACCUUACUUAAAAGAGUGCAUUUUGAUUAUUAACCAUGAUACUGGAGAAUGUCGACUAGAGAAACUCAGCAGCAACAUCACUGUAAAAAAAACAAGAGUUGAAGGAAGCAGUAAAAUUCAGCAUCGUAUAGAACAACAGCAUCAGCAAAUGCAGAAUUCAACAAGCAUUCCCAAUCUUGUAAAACAUUCUCCAUCAGAAGAUAAGAUGUCCCCAACAUCUCUAAUGGAUGAUAUUGAAAGAGAACUGAAAGCAGAAGCUAGUCUAAUGGACCAGAUGAGCAGUUGUGAGAGUUCAUCAGAUUCUGAAAGUUCUUCAUCUUCAAGUAGUGAGGAUAGUUCUAAUGACUCAGAUGAUGAAAGAGGCAAAACCUCUCCUUCUGAUCCAGGGAAAUAUAUCUCAGGACAUCCUACCAUGUCUGCCAUACCACAGUACAGAACUUCUGAUGUAGAUACUAGUCAUAAUAGAUUUCAUGACAACAGUGGCCUUCUAAUGAAUACUUUACGAAAUGAUUUGCAGCUGAGUGAAUCAGAAAGUGGCAGUGAUGACUAAGGAAAUUUUUAGCUAUAAAUAUAACAUUUUUAAGGCAUGUGAUAAUUUAUUUUGUAUUAAGAAUAAAAACUAGUAUGGUAGGAAAAUAUGCCUUAACUUUUUAUGAUAAAGGAAAUUAAAUUCAAUUCAUAAUUUU